Messenger RNA from Peronospora matthiolae, 405 nucleotides. Lineage: Eukaryota; Oomycota; Peronosporomycetes; Peronosporales; Peronosporaceae. The record is from the annotation of a GenBank genome assembly.
AUGACGACGGAGGCGACAGUACCAGCGAAGCUGCACACGAGGACGGAUCGAAAGGAGAUCAAUGGGGUUCUCACGGAUCUUGCCGUCUCGAUCUUCGCUGACCGCGUGUUUAUCGCUGUGACUCAGCUCGGAACCUUCGGCACACUCGUCGAGGCUCGACAGAAAGAAUCGAUCAGUGGCAAACUCCAGCCAGACAUUCAUGUUCGUCUUGGACGGCGGGACGAUCCGUUAUUGUUGGUGUACGCGCGUCAGUUCUUGGAGCAUUUUGGUGUUCCUGUCGGCCUGCCGGUGCUAGCAGCCCUUGGUCUGAAGGACCGGUCGUCGACUACGUUUGAAGCUGUUUUGCAGAGUAUGAAGGAGCUUUUUGCUCAGUCUCAAGGUGCAGAGGAUGACUGUAGUGCGUAG